Messenger RNA from Meriones unguiculatus (Mongolian gerbil), 3649 nucleotides. RefSeq names its product N-acyl phosphatidylethanolamine phospholipase D (gene Napepld). The transcript has 5 exons. Gene Ontology annotation, biological process: N-acylethanolamine metabolic process; N-acylphosphatidylethanolamine metabolic process. The coding region runs from base 254 to 1444 and encodes 396 amino acids. Lineage: Eukaryota; Metazoa; Chordata; Mammalia; Rodentia; Muridae. The record is from RefSeq and is a predicted model, not a curated record. Gene Ontology annotation, cellular component: cytoplasm; membrane-bounded organelle. Gene Ontology annotation, molecular function: zinc ion binding; N-acylphosphatidylethanolamine-specific phospholipase D activity.
AGCGCUUUGGCUCCCGGGGAACCUUAGCGCUUGUCUGGGAGCCUCCCUGCUGCUAUCCUUGUUCCUCGCGGGAGGCGGUUUGGCGGCCGCGGUUCUCCUUCUCGGGUUUGCUCCUUCGUCCCGGUGUCGGCGUGGAGCAGCCUUUCUGGGGCUGUCUGGACACCUCGGUGAAGUACAGCGGGUUUCGAGUAGGUUUCCAGUCCGCAAGCCUUGCUUGCUCCUGGAGCUGCGGCACUUCGUCUCACCCAAGGGCAUGGAUGAAAAUGAAAACAGCCAGUCUCCAACAACAAGCUACCAAUAUCCUAAAGAAACAGUAAGAAAGCGCCAAAAUUCAGUACAGAAUUCAGAAGGAAGUAUGUCUUCUAGGUUUUCCAGGAAAAGCUUCAAACUGGAUUACAGACUAGAGGAAGAUGUAACUAAAUCGAAGAAAGGAAAAGAUGGGAGAUUUGUUAACCCAUGGCCAACAUGGAAAAACAUCUCUAUCCCAAAUAUUCUUAGAUGGGUGAUAAUGGAGAAAAAUCAUAGCAGUGUUCCAGGUUCCAAAGAGGAACUUGACAAAGAACUCCCAGUGCUGAAGCCGUACUUUGUCAGUCACCCCGAAGAAGCUGGAGUGAGAGAGGCUGGCUUGAGAGUCACGUGGCUGGGACACGCAACGCUGAUGGUGGAGAUGGAUGAGCUCAUCUUCCUCACAGAUCCCAUGUUCAGCUCCCGAGCUUCGCCCUCGCAGUACAUGGGUCCAAAGCGGUUCCGCCGUCCGCCGUGUACGAUAGGCGAACUCCCCCGAAUAGACGCCGUCGUGAUCAGCCACAACCACUAUGACCACCUGGACCACAGCACUGUCCUCGCCUUGAACGAGCGGUUUGGCAGUGAGCUGAGGUGGUUUGUGCCUCUGGGCCUUCUCGACUGGAUGCAGAAAUGCGGCUGUGAUAAUGUGAUUGAGCUUGACUGGUGGGAGGAGAAUUGCGUCCCCGGCCACGACAAGGUCACCUUUGUCUUAACGCCUUCCCAGCACUGGUGUAAAAGGACCCUCAUGGAUGACAACAAGGUUCUGUGGGGCAGCUGGUCUGUGUUAGGGCCUUGGAAUCGGUUCUUCUUUGCCGGGGAUACUGGCUACUGCCCUGCUUUUGAAGAGAUAGGAAAAAGGUUUGGUCCUUUUGACCUUGCAGCGAUUCCCAUUGGAGCUUAUGCACCAAGGUGGUUUAUGAAAUACCAGCAUGCCGACCCAGAAGAUGCCGUAAGGAUUCACAUUGAUGUCCAAGCGAAGAGAUCUGUGGCAGUUCACUGGGGAACUUUUGCCUUAGCUAACGAGCAUUACUUAGAGCCCCCGGUGAAACUGCAUGAAGCUCUAGAGCGGUACGGACUUAAAAGUGAAGAUUUCUUUGUCCUGAAGCACGGAGAAUCAAGAUACUUGAAUACUGAUGAGAAAGCUUCUGAAGAAAAAUGAAAAUAGGAAUUUUCACUGAAAAGACUUAAGAAAUUCGUCAUGACAUUUUUCACAUGGACACAACUGCAGCAAGUGUGUGUUUUGCUUAAUAUUAUAACUUGCCAACUGAUAAGACUCACUUAUAUAAACUGGGGGUAUAGGGGUGGGUUAUUUAAGGAACUGUCCAAUAUAGACUUACAAAACAUACCAAUGAUCUAAACAUUGCAAAAUAUUAUUUUUUAUCAAAGCAAUACAUUGUGGUGGUAGUACAAUGUUAUGAAAAAAUGACAUUAAAGUUCCAUUUCUUUUUUUUUGAUACUCAAAGCUUUUGACAAAGAAGAGACAAGCUUACCCCACCUAGAUUUUACACACACACACACCUUUCUUACAUUCAUAUAAUGAUAAACUUGACUUCCACAUGCUAAUUAAAUGUAUCAGUUCUUUGUCAAGAUUAGCUGCUGGUCAUGGUGAUGCAUGACUACAGUUCAACACUCCAAAGGAUAAGUCAGACAGUCCACAAGUUCAAGGCCAACCAGAGCUACAAGUGAGAGCCUGGUUCAAGAGAAAACACGAGCUUACGUGCCAAAUGUUAAGUGAUCUGUCUUGUGAGGCUUAAGAAUGUAGGAGUUUGGGCUACACUAUCAUUUUUAAAAUAACUUUUGUCAUAUAUACACUGCAUAAUUACAUCUCCACAGCGCAUUCUCCAAGUUAAAAGCUGAUGCGCAGAGAAGGGUAGAGUGUGGCUGUGAGACUUAGGAGAGGUUCUUCGUUUCAAGGGCCGACAUCCUGCCAAGCAAGCACAACUUCAACUACAGUGAGGCCUGUCACAAAGGAGAGAAUGUAGAUCCUUAAUGUGAAGACAUAGUACACUUGCAGCUUUUAUUCUCUUUACUUUCCACUUUCUAUACACUUUCUUCCCGUUCUCUCAGCUCUAACCUGAACUGUAUCACUAAGAUUUAUAAGAAUGUUUUACAUGACUCGGAUGUGGCAUAUAUUUUUAUAUUAAAUGACCUAUAAGCACAACUGUUCCCCUUAGUAAGCCACUGUGAAAUCCCAGUGGUUUUUUUUUAAGGUUGUGUGUGUCUGCUGACUAGAGUCUUUGUCCCAGUAUGCCUCUGCAUUCACGGGUUUGUCGUGAGCCUUCAGGAAGCGGGCUGCCUGGGCGGUAGUGACGCCAUCAUAGACCAACGGCACAAAACACAGUAGGUUUCCCAUAUACAUACAUAUUAAGGUAUACAGCUCUUGAGUAUUAGAUAGGAAUACUCAAUAAUUUUAUGCAUUUGCAUGCGUACAUGCAUGUCACCUCGGCCUCUCCUCGGACCUGCAUUCAUCCCGUCAUGAUCACCCCAAAACAAGUGACUCGUGUUUGGACCCACUAUCAUCAUGUCCAAGAGGACAACGUCAACCUACCUCCAAAGGCCAAGAAUAACAGAUUUUUUAAAAAAGCACUUUAGGAACCUAAGGGAGAAAACCCCAAGAUGUCACUGUCUGACGCAGACAGGCACAGCAGACACUGAACAUCCAUGUUCCUGUUGCAGAUACUGGUGUAACCCCCUCACCCCACUUAAUGUGGCUUUAGAGGCAAAGAGCCAAUGUAAGCGAUUGUCAGAACUUAGUAUUUUUAUAUAAAAUGGUCUUGUCAGUCUAGGGGAACUGUGUGUUGUCCUACUGUGUACACAGUGAACGGGACUCGAGGCACUGAUGUAAAACCAGCUUCCCCCUGCAUGCGGAUGUGACUGCCCACAGGGGGGCACGGUUCCAGCCUUGGGGCACACUGCUCCACCCGGCACCCUGGCAGUCACCUUGUUACUGCACGUCACGCUGAGAAUUCCCUACUGAAGAAGCAAGCGCUGUGCCUUGCUUAAGGAUUUCUCCGUGAAUGGCCUUGACGUUGCUUUUGUACCCCCCGCCCCCCCACUGAGGCUCUCUGGGUGCUCUGUGUUCACGUCCGUUGAUUGAACUGGGCCUGCCUCGUUUUCUAGGUUUCCUCAUGAAUUCUGUUUGUUUCGGUUUACACAGAAGCUCUGUUCGUUAUGACGUACAUCAGAUAUCUCCUGAACACAACCACCCUAUUGGAUGGUCUUCACUUUAUUUUUCUAAUCCACAUUUCAAAGGAUGUAUGCGUAAAGUGAGAUUAAAUUUUGAAAAAUCUAUUUUCCUUCGUUAGCCUGAUAUACAUUGUAAAUACUGUCUAAUGGAUCUUCUAAAUAAAAUAUUAUGAAAGUA